AUGGAAGGAUUGUAUCUAAUCUUCUUUCAUGUUCAGUUAUACAUAGAGAAGACUGCCCUGUAUUUGAUGAGUACAAAGUAUGUAUUUGAUGAGUACAAAGUUCUUGAAGGCAAAGCUUAUCGUCUAAAUCAUCCAUGGGUGGGAACUAUGAACAAAUCAGAAGCUGAUUUUAUAAAAAAUACUGAUAUGAUAUACGCAAGAAUAUCUACCAAAGCUUCUCUCACAGCAUUUGGAAUCUGUAAUUAAAGCAAAAAAAACCGGGAAUUAUUUCCCUGAUAAAUAAAGGUUUUAAAGAGCGGAAGCUGAGUUGAAUCGCCUUGGAAGACCAAUUGCAGUUGAUGAUGGAUAAUUGAUGAAAUUACCAACCUUAACGAUAAGACAUGAAAUCAUUAAAUCAUUGGAUUUACAUAAAAGAGCGAGGACACUAUGACGUUUGCAAAGGACCGGAACUCACUAUAAUUUUUUCCCAAUUCUUAGAAAGCCUCCAUACUCCUUUCUUGUGACAUUGGAGGAAAAGAUGCAAAGUCGCCCGUUUAUGAAGCUAUACACAAGUUGACAUAAGAUUUGUAUGAGUCAAAUGACAUUGCUGCCCUUGCCCCUUCACCUCUGCCUCCCCUACGACUUUCAACAAUCGGGAUCUCUGGUAACUUGUGUAACUAUUAUCUAUUAUUGACGGUUGUGUAAUUGGUUUAGGGUUGCCAAAUAUAUCAUGUAUAUGAUUAAUUAAUUAAUUUUAUGUUUUUAAUUAGUUAUUCUUGCAAUUGUUUCUUAGGC
Molecule: messenger RNA, 774 nt
Organism: Lactuca virosa
Lineage: Eukaryota; Viridiplantae; Streptophyta; Magnoliopsida; Asterales; Asteraceae
Source: the annotation of a GenBank genome assembly